AUGGCCGCUAAGUCAGACGGGAGGCUGAAAAUGAAGAAGAGCAGCGACGUGGCGUUCACCCCGCUGCAGAACUCGGACCACUCGGGCUCGGUGCAGGGAUUGGCCCCGGGCUUGCCGUCGGGGUCGGGAGCCGAGGACGAGGAGGCGGCCGGGGGCGGCUGCUGCCCGGACGGCGGCGGCUGCUCGCGCUGCUGCUGCUGCUGCUGCGCCGGGAGCGGCGGCUCGGGCGGCGGCUCCGGGGGCUCGGGCGGCCCGGGCGGCGGCGGCGGCGCGGGCUCGGCGGCGCUGUGCCUGCGCCUGGGCAGGGAGCAGCGGCGCUACUCGCUGUGGGACUGCCUCUGGAUCCUGGCCGCCGUGGCCGUGUACUUCGCGGACGUGGGCACGGACAUCUGGCUCGCCGUGGACUACUACUUGCGCGGCCAGCGCUGGUGGUUCGGGCUCACGCUCUUCUUCGUGGUGCUCGGCUCGCUCUCGGUGCAGGUGUUCAGCUUCCGCUGGUUUGCGCACGAUUUCAGCACCGAGGACAGCGCCACGACCGCGGCCGCGGCCAGCUGCCCGCAGCCUGGAGCCGAUUGCAAGACGGUGGCCAGCGGCGGGUCUGCAGCCGCGGAAGGCGAGGCUCGCCCCUCCACGCCGCAAAGGCAAGCCUCCAACGCCAGCAAGAGCAACAUCGCCGCCACCAACAGCGGCAGCAUCAGCAGCGGGGCCACCCGGGCCAGCGGCAAGCACAGGUCUGCGUCCUGCUCCUUCUGCAUCUGGCUCCUGCAGUCACUCAUCCACAUCUUGCAGCUCGGGCAAAUCUGGAGAUAUUUCCACACAAUAUACUUAGGUAUCCGCAGCCGGCAGAGCGGGGAGAGUGACAGAUGGAGGUUUUACUGGAAGAUGGUGUAUGAGUGCGCAGAUGUGAGUAUGCUGCACUUGCUAGCCACCUUUCUGGAAAGCGCUCCACAGCUGGUGCUGCAGCUCUGCAUAAUCGUACAGACCCAUAGCUUACAGGCCCUCCAAGAGGUGGUUUGUGCUGCGCUGAGUGUGGUGGGUCAAGGGAGCUGCACCCUGGCCACUGCUCCCCUGCAGCGUGGUGUGCAUGCCGUACCAUUCCUAAUCAGGAAUGCAGACCGUGUUAGACACUCCGAAAGAAGAGAUUUAAAUCAGGCUGUCUACUGCAUGGAUGCUGAGAAGCUGAGAGGACAAAAAAAAGCAGAUGUCAUAAAAGUAUGA
This is a messenger RNA of Hyaena hyaena (striped hyena), 1218 nucleotides long. Its product is annotated as XK-related protein 4-like. The record is from RefSeq and is a predicted model, not a curated record. Gene Ontology annotation, biological process: engulfment of apoptotic cell; apoptotic process involved in development; phosphatidylserine exposure on apoptotic cell surface. The coding region runs from base 1 to 1218 and encodes 405 amino acids. The transcript has 4 exons. NCBI's taxonomy places the organism in Eukaryota, Metazoa, Chordata, Mammalia, Carnivora, Hyaenidae. Gene Ontology annotation, cellular component: plasma membrane.